This is a messenger RNA of Cyprinodon variegatus (sheepshead minnow), 2028 nucleotides long. RefSeq names its product chloride channel protein ClC-Kb-like (gene clcnk). Lineage: Eukaryota; Metazoa; Chordata; Actinopteri; Cyprinodontiformes; Cyprinodontidae. The coding region runs from base 1 to 2028 and encodes 675 amino acids. The transcript has 19 exons. Gene Ontology annotation, molecular function: voltage-gated chloride channel activity. Gene Ontology annotation, biological process: transmembrane transport; chloride transport. The record is from RefSeq and is a predicted model, not a curated record. Gene Ontology annotation, cellular component: membrane.
AUGAGGAAUUUUAAUAAAUCACCUGGGACAGAAGCGUAUGAGGAAGAUAACAUACAGGAACGAGAAAAUAAUUCAGAACCAUCCCAUAAUGUGACUCCACUUCUGCUGGACUCAUGGAAACCAUGCCGAGGGCUCCGGGCAAAUGUCAAAGAGCUGCUGGUAAUGCUGAGCAGAUGCUUGGGAAGCGUCUGUGGCAUGCGGUGGUAUGGCUUUGCCGCGUUGGGCAUGUUGACAGCCAUCCUAAGUUUUCUCAUGGACCUCAGUGUAGCAAAGCUGCUGCGAGCUCAUCAGUGGCUUUAUAUGAGACUGGAAGGCCACAUUCUGCUGCAGUUUUUCUGCUGGACGCUGUAUCCAGCAUGCCUCUGUGCUUUUGCAUCUUCCUUCUCCCAUAACAUCAGUCCCUUCUCCACAGGUUCUGGGAUACCAGAGGUCAGAGCUAUGCUGGCUGGCAUGGAAAUGCCUCAUUACCUUUCUCUGACUAAUAUGUUCGCUAAGUUUCUGGGUCUUAUCUGCACCCUGGCUGCCGGAAGCACAGUUUUCCUCGGCAAAGUUGGGCCAUUCGUGCAUCUUUCCACCAUGGUAGGGGCCUAUUUGGACAAGCUUUGCUGUCUAAUACAGGGCAAACAGAAGGAGGAGGCAGGAACAGAAAUGUUGGUGGUUGCUGCUGCGGUUGGAGUAGCAAGCUGCUUCGGAGCUCCAGUCAGUGGUGUGUUGUUCAGCGUAGAGGUGAUGAGCUCUCACUUCGCUCUGAGGCAUUACUUCCCAUGUUUCUUCUCUGCUGCCUGUGGGGCUCUGACUUUCCAUUUGUUCUUUGUGUGGAGCGGAGAUGGAGAGACUCUUCAGGCGCUGUAUAAAACCAAUUUCUCCACCUCUUUACCUUUCUUCCCGCUGGAGAUCCUCCUGUUUGCUCUGCUGGGGCUGCUGUGUGGAGCUCUGAGCUGCUGCUACCUCAUCAGCCACAGGUGGAUCCUUAGGUUCACCAAAACCAACCGGUUCUUCUGUCAGAUGCUGACAACAGAGAAGGGUCUGUACUCGGGUCUUAUUGUUUUCUUUCUGGCAUCGCUGACGUUUCCUCUGUCGGCCGGUCAAUACAUGGCUUCUAAGUACACCACAAAGCAGCUCCUCACUUCCCUUCUGGAAAGCAGACAAUGGAGCUCUCAGUCCCAUAAUGCAUCUGUGCUGCUGGCGUCGCUGGAGUGGAGCUCAUCAGGCACCCCCAUUUUCCUGUCUUUGGCUUUCUUUCUGCUCAUGAAGAUGUGGAUGUUGGUCCUGGCCUGCACGCUGCCUCUGCCAGCCGGAUACUUCAUGCCUGUGUUUGUCAUCGGGGCAGCCGUUGGCCGUUUGCUUGGUGAAGGAGUUGCCUACAUGUCCUCUGGUGGAGAGACUCUGUGGAUAUCAUUGAAUCCUGGAGGUUAUGCUUUAGCAGGUGCAGCUGCCUUCUCUGGUGCUGUAACCCAUACACUGUCUCCAGCCCUCCUGGCUGUAGAGCUGACAGGUCAGUUCAGCCAUGCUGUACCCAUCCUCCUGUCCACUGUGCUGGCCAAUGCCCUGGCACGCUCUGGGAACCGACCAUCCUUCUAUGAUGCCAUCUCUAUCAGUAAGAAGCUUCCAUACCUGCCCUCACUGAAGAAGGCGUGUCGCCACUCCAGAGGGAUGCCACAAUCAUAUGGGCAAUUUUUGUGUCUGGGACCUUUAACCCUUUCUCACAGAGACUAUACAAAUGGCUUUCUUUCUUCUUUGUUAUUGUCAGAUUCAAAGCUUUUUCUGGGUUAUGUUCUGCGAUCGGAGCUGCUGCUGUUUCUGCACCACUGUCAAACUCAGAGUGUGGGGGAACGGCUGGAUGAGGUCUGCAGCAUACAUCAAAACUCCAUCCUGGUAUCAGCUGACACUACAGUAGAGGAGGCCUACAGUGUACUAAGCAUAGCUGGAGCUCACCCUUUAUUUGUGGCAGAUGGAGGAAAGCUGGUGGGACAAAUCACAUGGUCUGAGAUGCAGCAAAUCUUGGAAGGCUUGGCUAGGGAGAUCUGA